Messenger RNA from Polistes canadensis, 5149 nucleotides. RefSeq lists its product as uncharacterized. The coding region runs from base 1840 to 3696 and encodes 618 amino acids. Gene Ontology annotation, biological process: regulation of transcription by RNA polymerase II. Gene Ontology annotation, molecular function: DNA-binding transcription factor activity, RNA polymerase II-specific; RNA polymerase II transcription regulatory region sequence-specific DNA binding. Lineage: Eukaryota; Metazoa; Arthropoda; Insecta; Hymenoptera; Vespidae. The record is from RefSeq and is a predicted model, not a curated record. The transcript is spliced from 10 exons.
GAUGCAACCUUAAAUGCACGUCCUGUAAUCUGUGAAAUAAAUUUCGUAAUAAUCCAAACAGAACUCGAAAAUUUGAUAAGAACAUUUUCAACGCGUGACGAUCAAUUUAUAAUUCAACAAAAUGAUUCAUAUUUACAUUUUAUUAAACUCAAUGUACCAGUCUAAAUAUUAUAAACGUUCUCCUAAACAUGGGACUCCUAAACAGGACCCCCUAGUAUUGAAAAAACACAAAUGGAAAAAUGCAAAAAUAAAAACAAGAAGAAUAAGAAUAAGAAUAAGAAGAAUAAUACGAAGAGAAGAAUGUAUUCUGCCAAGGUGAUUACAUCGCGGUUACGUAAUAGUGACGGCUACUGAAAGACUUUCGCAGGAGACCGCCAAAAAUGUCCUGGCAGUUGGGAGGUACCGGGCGCAAAACCGCACGCAGAGAAGAAGAGGUAUUACUGGUAGCCGAGGUGGUAACGGCGAUGAUGCUAGUGGUAGUAGUAGUAGUAGUAGUGGUGGUGGUGGUGAUGAUGAUGCCUGGUGGUGUGUUGCUGCCGUAGAUGCUGAUGAUGAUGAUGAUGAUGAUGAUGAUGAUGAUGAUGGUGGUGGUAGUCGUAGUCGUAGUCGUAGUGGUGGUGGUGGUGGUGGUGGUGGUGGUACUAGCACAUCGCGAUGGCGGUGGUAAAAGAACAUGACUGCUCGAUCGUGACCCAACAAAGGGAGGGGGAGGGAGUUGCGAAGAAAAGAGUUAGAGAGAGAAAGAGAAUGAAAGGAAACAGCUUUGAACCUAGAGACAAAGAAGGAUAGAAAGAGAAAGAAAGAGAGAUGACAGCAGAGCGCAAUGGCUUAUGCGGGUGGAAGAAGAGUGAAAGAGGAAGAGGAGGUGGAGGUGGUCUACCCAGUGGUGGUAGUAGUAAUACUGUUGGUGGUGGUGGAGGUGUUGGUGGAGGUGGUAAUGGUGAGGAGGAGGUAGGAGAUGCAGCCUCCGCCAGUAUCCACGUGUUCAGUGUAGUAGCGCGUUAUGACCCGGAUGUUAGAUCGUAGCUGCAGUUUCGCGAGAACCUGCCGACCCGGAUGUCCCGCUCGACGUCUACCGCUGAUCAACAGCUAAUGUCCUCCUGGCCACCAAAAUAUGUUCAAUCGGUAAGUCCGAUAUUAAUAAUCGUAUUAUAUAUCUAGAAUAUCUUAUUUUCUCAUCCUAGAAAAAAAUAUAUCUUCUUAUCUAUCGAUAAGAAGAAUCAAUGAUCUAUGAAUCUUUAUGUGGUUUAUAGAGAUCUUUGCGUUAUCGUUUAAGAACUUCAUUGAUUUUUGUUCAUAAUAGUUGAAGGGAGGUUUUUUUUUUUAUGAAUGAUCUUUACGCGCGAUAGUGUUGAAUCUUUCUUUUUAGGUUUGUCUAUCUAUUCGGAAAUGAUACAAGGUGACAAUAAAAUAGGAUCAGAUAAUCGAAACGUGCGUAAUUAGGUAUGAGUUGCGCAAGUAUGAAUUUGAACAAAUCGUAAAUCGAAAUACGGGAUGAUAAAAAGGAUGAGAUUAAAAGUAGGGGAGAAGGUUAUCGGUUUAGGGGGGAGGGUAAAAAUGGGAAUGGUCAGUCGGUAGGUGAUCGAACGUAUGUUUAGUGGUAACGCAUCGAUGUGUGCUUGAAGGAUAGAUGCGAGCAAAUCGACGAAAGGCGCCAGCAAACUACGAAGGGACCUGAUAAAUGCCGAAAUCGCGAAUCUACGUGAUCUACUCCCGCUACCGCCCUCGACACGCCAGAGACUUUCUCAGUUGCAACUUAUGGCCUUGGUCUGCGUCUUUCUGCGAAAAGCCAACUACUUUCAACAAGGUGGUUGGGGAGGAACAUAUGCAUAACCAUGUAUGAAAGACGAGGGGUCGCAAGGGAGGAAGGGAGGUUACUCGAUAGACGGACCAAAAAUACCCCACUUAGCGUAUUUCGCUUAUGCCCUGAAAAAUUGUCCGUCGGAAUCAUCGAACAUGCCAACGCCAAACAUCGGAUUUUCCAAAGCUAUGUCCGGAUUUAUCAUGAUGAUGACGCAACAAGGAAAAUUAUUGUACAUAUCGGAAAAUGCUGCAGAAUACCUCGGGCAUUCGAUGGAGGAUUUGUUAAUCCAUGGGGAUAGCGUUUACGACGUGAUAGAUAAACAGGACCACAUGAUAGUUCAAAAUCAAUUGGCAAGAAAUAGUCCAGCACCGAACGACAGAAGAUUAUUCCUUUGUCGGAUAAACGUGUCAAGAAAUUCUCGAAGGCAGCUUCGGUUUGGCGAUCAAAAGGUCGUCCUAGUUGAAGGUCAUUUCUUACCUUUCGUUCCUGUUUGCAAUCGUAAUGAAUUCGUUUUUCUGGCAUCCUGUACUCCGGUUGUUUUACCGGAAACACGAGAAAGUAUCGUUCAAGGAGCCACGAAUAUUUUUACUACGAUUCACUCGAUGGACAUGAAGUACCUGCACAUUGAUAAAACAGCGGAAAGUCAUAUGGAGUAUAAUCGUUCGGAGCUCGUUGGUGUUUCGUGGUACAAUCUUUUGCAUUGGGAUUCGAUACGAACGGCUUAUUGCAAGCAUCAGACAGUUAUACAAUCGGAUCAAGAAAGAUCGAGUACAGCUUUGUUGAGGCUACAAAGUCGUUCCGGAAGGUGGUUCUGGGUUCAUUGCGUUCUCCAAGUGAAGGAAACUUCGGAGGAGUGUCAGCAUCCUAUAAUCGUGUGCACCAAUCAAGUAUUAAGCGAUAGAGAAGCCGAAGUUAUGCGAUCGAGUUCAUGGUUGUAUCAAUAUUCAUCUCAAGCGAAAUUCACUUACGGUAUAUGUUCAACUGGACAGACACGUGGCGUGGCAUACACGGUUGGUGCACAGAGUACUGGUUCACAGCAACAACAGGAAUACGUACGAUCAUCGUCAUUGGGACACAGUAGCGAUGCCGAACAGUCUCCAUCGAUUUGCAACUUGGAUCAAGAAUCUCAUAGAUCUACAAAGACAGAACCGGUGGAUUAUCCUAGCAGGUUGCCUUGGGACGAUGUAGAACCGGUCGACAUGUCUAUCGGUAGUGCCCAAGAACACGACAACAGGAGUCUACAGUUUCACUCGCAACAUGGCAACCCCCAUCAUCAUCAUCAUCAUCAUCAUCAUCAUCAUCCUCCUCCUCCUCAGGGACUUGGACAAUUCUCCGGUAGAUACCAUAAGUCCCAUCAAAAAAGUUCCUUACAUUUGGCUGGAUACAGAGGGAAAUUUGUGCAAUAUCACGGCCAGUUUAGCAGCGGGACGGACACUCCGAAAUAUUACAUCACCGAUCUGGACAAGGAAUACGGAUGUACCGGUGAUCAGCGGAGUACCGUCCACAAACGACUCCCUACGAAAGUUUUACCAUCAGCGAUAACAGUUGGCUCGAGCGCCAACGAGCCAGUCGAGUCCUCGACGGAACAUUGGAGUUCCAGUCCAGCAUGGUCCGACGCGUUGCAGAGGGUCCCGGACGUGGUUCAUCAGGAGCUCAGUCCGUAUAUCACCACACCGACGACUCCUGCAGACACACCAGAUUCCGAUUUACAUUCCGAGGCACCUAUUUUCAAUUUCGACUGGGCCGGGGAACAACACGUACCCAAUUUGAAGAUAACAUUUCGUAGCUCCAAUCACGAACCAAAAGAGGUUCAAGACGUCCAACCUAUAACUCUACAAUUACCCCGUAGAAAGGGCCAUUCCGGUGACGAGUCUAAGGACUUUGCCAAGUGAAUGUCCGUUUCUUUUAGUUAGACCAAUCUCUCUUUAUAAUUUAACGACUUUCGCGUCCUCUGAUAUCUUCUCUUGUUCUUUAUUUUAUUUUAUUUUAUUUUAUUUUAUUUUUAUUUUCUCUCCUAUACAAUCGUAGCUCAUAAAUUUAACGGUGCUGUGGAUAACCGAGUAUUUACGUUGACCUAAUUGUUGUCGACGAUUAAUCUAAUCGGUGAAGUAUUGAUGAUCUGUGCCUUUUAGAUUUUAAUAAUAUAGUUCUUUUUUAGUAAACGGACCCCCCUUUGCUUGUUAUAAUUCCUAUACGAAUUGAUACGUACAAGUAAAGGUAAUCUGUUCAAUUUAGGGCUAACUUUUUAAAUAGAAAUAUUAGUAGCGAUACGCAGCGUGCAUAUGUAAGAGAGUAGAUUUUUAAAUACGAGGAAGGACAAACGAUCAGAAUUUUUGCGUGAGAAAGGAUGCACGAUAAAUUAACGAUUAGAACGAAAAUAUUUUCGUAGAUAUCAAAAUGGCAUUAGAUAUAACAAUAAAAAUGAAUGUAUCGUUGCAUAUAGUUACCUUUAUCACGAAAAAUAAUAUGGCGACGACGAUGACGAAAACAAAGACAACGAAUGGCAAAAAUAUUAUCUUCUUUUUGUUUUUUUUUGUUGUACAGCGAAUUUUACGCGAAAGUAUAUCAACAUAAAACAAUAAUAGAUUUAUACGUGUAAUUUUUUGUAGGAUAAAUUUGUCGCAAACUCGUAUUGCGAAUAUUUUUUAUGUAGACGUUCCUGAGCACCCAAUGUAUAAACGUACAAUUUCUAAUUAAUAAUGUUCGCGCAUAAUAGUAUCCUUUCAUUUUCUUUCUUUCUUUCUUUCUUUCUCUCUCAUAUCAGGAAUUUUAUAUUAUUAAUUAAUUAGUAUUGAAUGAGAAAAAAUUGACGCGCCAAAAUGGCGUCUCAAAAAAAGAACGUAUAAUUACUUUAAUACUAUUUGUUACGUGUUUCCGGUAUAAUUAGGCGAGAGUAAGCAUUUAUUAUUAAUCCUUUGAUUUAAAAUUAAGUUUAUCUUUUUGUCGAAAAAGAGGAAAGAAUUAAAGAUGAAAUAAUAUAUUUGCAAUAGUUUAACGAGAUUGCAAAUUAUUUUUCGUAUGAAUGAAUUAAUUGAUCGAUCAUCCCCUAGUUCCUAUUUCACAAAUAAUUAAUAACAAGAGUUUUGAAUUAUAGUAAAAGAAAUAGAAUUUAAUUUUUUCGUGUAUAUUUGAUUGAUAUCUUAAAUAUAUAAUUUCGUAAUCACAAUUAUUACGUAGGAUCGUAAGAAGAUUUUCGAGAGAUAUUUUUAUACUACUUGUUCUAUUUUUCUUUUUUCCUUUUUUUUUUAUUAUUAUUAUUAACAUCCAAUAGCUUACUAUCGCCUGUAUUUUAUUGUCCGUGCCAUUUCGCUAUUAGACAAUUUUUCUGUCUCUUUCUCUCUCUCU